ACCACUCACCUCAAAGACGGCACCGCUUUGUUUGUUACUUGGACAAAGGACGCUCCACGUCCAUUGACGUUGUUUCACAGGCCAAUGCUUAUUGCACUCCUCAGGGCAACGGAGUUGUAGUAUCUAAAAUGGGUGUCUUUGACCUUACAUUAUCUUUCCGAUUAAGGAAGCUCCAGCCAGUCCUGGUAUGUUGCGCUGUCAUUACGAACGCACUAUGUGCUGGAGGGGUGUACAGCUUCCCUCUGAUUUCCCCAGCCCUUGUCGCACACAUGAAACUCACUCAGCCACAACUGACCACCAUCGCGCUUGCAGGAAUGGUUGGCCAAUAUCCAUUUGCGCCUUUCGUCGGGAAGUUGCUCGAUCGCUAUGGACCCCGGAUGUGCUCCUUUUUGGCCGCCAUACUGUUCUCUCUAGGAUUCGGACUGUUCUCUUGGGAGAUUGCCAGUACGCCGGAUGAGAUCAGUCGGGCUUCGUCCGCAUCGUUUCGGAGACUAGUAGCAUACUUCGCCAUGGCCGGCCUUGCAACGGUGCUUUCCUACUUCUCGAUCGUUUUCUCAGCGACAAAGGCUCUCCCUAAUUACAUGGGCGUAGCAUCCGGGACAAGCAUGGCUCUAUUUGGUUUCUCGCCUUUGGUACUCUCUGUUGUAGCGAACCGUUUCUUCACUCAUCAAGAUACUGGCCUAGACGUGACACAUUUCCUAGCACUUAUUGCCUUUUUAGCCGGUUCCACGCACUUGUUAGGAGCUCUCUGCAUGCAAGGGCCUGAGCCGAAGGCUCUUGUGGACACCCCAACCAUCGCUAUGGAGGAUGAAGAGAAUACACCCUCGACAUCGACACCUUCCGAGCCUCUUGACAAUGAAUCCGACAACGAGGCACAACCCUUGCUCUAUUCAAAUAAACUGAAACAUGCUACUGUUCACGCUGAGGUUGAUGUGAUCGCUGUGCCCGAACCUGAACAUGGGACAGUAGGUGACCUCUUGAAAGACACAUACUUUUGGCUGCUAAUAGCCAUCCUCGUCGUCCUGAUCGGUAUCGCGGAAAUGGUCAUGGCUAACCUUGGAUCCAUCUAUCUCUCACUGCCGUCGUCUUCCGGACGAUCCCCGGAUGUGUCGACUGCUGUGCAACUUCUGUCUGCGUCCAAUACCCUGACUCGUCUUUCUGUUGGUUCCCUCGCCGAUGCGGUAUCCCCUGUUGCAUCCUAUGUGCACAGCGGUAUCUGGUCGUUCCCAAGAAAGCAACAUUUCAGCAGAAUCGCCUUCUUGUUUGGUGCAUGUGUACUCUUGGCUGCAACAUGCGCGUGGCUUGAAAUAGGUAUUAGAACUCGAGAAGCCAUUUGGUCCCUGAGCAUUGGUAUAGGGAUUGUCUACGGAACAACUUUCACAAUACUGCCUAGCAUUCUGUCUUCAAUAUGGGGUUUGCCAAACUUGGGUCGCAACUUCGGUAUCAUUUCAUACGCGCCAUUCGUCGGCACGACCCUGUUCUCCUAUCUUUACGCAUUCGUGGCGGCUGCUUUUACAUCCCCUUCUGAAGACACUUGCAGCGGCGUGAUUUGUUGGCGACUGACCUUUUGGUUGAGUACCAUGUUAGCAGUGGCUGCUGCUGGCGGCUCACUGAUCCUAUGGCGGAAAUGGAGCGGUCGGGUAUGAUGCUCAGCGUAUCUUCCAUGGUUUGCUUUGAUCUGGCUUGCAGCGUUAAUUAUAUGUAGACGAUCUUGGUUCACGAAUGUACAAUACAUAUAUCUCUCCUGCUUGAGAUGCUCCGAUCUUCCUGCUACGAUCACAAUGACAUCUCGUCCGCCCGGGAGUAAGCUCUUCUGACUACUAAGGUCAUACCGUGAUGUC
This is a messenger RNA of Somion occarium, 1841 nucleotides long. The record is from the annotation of a GenBank genome assembly. Lineage: Eukaryota; Fungi; Basidiomycota; Agaricomycetes; Polyporales; Cerrenaceae.